AGGAGCUUUGCGGGGAAUGGAGGUCCAGGUUUGCUCGCUUAUUUCUCGGCCUCCCCAAGCAGAGGGAGACUUCGGCUUCUUCGCGUCUGCAAGGGAGAGCUCUGAAAUGUCCUUUGAGGAGGUAGCCGUGUUCUUCACGGAGGAGGAAUGGGCUCUCCUGGAUCCGGGCCAAAGAAAACUCUACUGGGAAGUGAUGCAGGAAAACUACGAGACCAUGGUGUCUCUGGCUGCAGAUGUGAGGGAGUUGGCAAGUGAGAAGGAAUCAAGAAGGGCAGUUGUAGAAAGAGAAGAUCUGGAAGGAGAAGCAAAAGCUGGGGAACAAGUGGUACUAAAAAAGCAGCAGAGAACUAAAAAGGAAGCAGAACAGAAGCAGAGGAAGACAUUACUUGCCCAUCAAAGCAGAAAGAUACCUGAGGUCCCAGGCCAAGAUGAAAUACAGAAGAGAAAGGGAAGGCAUAAGGGACAGAUGAAAGUCAAAGCAUUGAGAUGCAAACUCAGAGUUAAAAUAUGUCAGAACACUACAACAUGCUGGAAAACAUAUAAACACUUGGAAUGCGGAAAGAUCUUUUUACAGAAUAGGAAACUGGCUAAAGAUCAGAGAAUGCAAAUGAAAGAGAAGCCAUAUAAGUGCAUGGAGUGUGGAAUGAGCUUUUCUAAGAACGGCAAUCUUACUAGCCAUCAAAAGGUUCACAAAGGAGAGAAGCGUUAUAAAUGCUUGGCAUGUGGGAAGAGUUUCUCUUGUAAUAGCAACCUAAUUAGCCAUCAAAAGGUUCACACAGGGGAGAAGCCAUAUAAAUGCUUGGAGUGUGGGAAAAGCUUCUAUUGGAAUGGUGCUCUAACUAGCCAUCGUAGGAUUCACAUAGGGCAGAAGCCCUAUAAAUGCUUGGUAUGUGGAAAGAACUUCUCUCAAAGUAGCCAUCUAACUAGACAUCAAAAGAUUCAUACAGGGGAAAAGCCAUAUAAAUGCUUGGAGUGUGGAAAGAGCUUCUCGGAUAGUAGUGACCUCAGUAAACAUCGCAGGAUUCACACAGGGCAGAAGCCCUAUAAAUGCUUGGAGUGUGGGAAGAGCUUCUCUCGGAAUAGCCAUCUAACUAAUCAUCGCAGUAUUCACACAGGGCAGAAGCCAUAUAAAUGCUCAGAGUGUGGGAAGAGCUUCUCGGAUAACGGUGACCUCGCUAAACAUCACAGGAUUCACACGGGGGAGAAGCCAUAUAAAUGCUUGGAGUGUGGAAAGAGCUUUUCUUGGAAUACGUCAUUAAUUACACAUCAAAAGGUUCACACAGGGGAGAAGCCAUAUAAAUGCUUAGUGUGUGGAAAGAGCUUCUCUCAGAAUAGCAGCCUAACUACACAUCAGAAGGUUCACACAGGGGAAAAACCAUAUAAAUGCUUGGAGUGUGGGAAGAGCUUCUCUCAGAAUGGCAACCUAACUAGCCAUCAAAAGGUUCACACGGGAGAGAAGCCAUAUAAAUGCUUGGAGUGUGGAAAGAGCUUCUCUUUCAAUAGCCACCUAACUAGACAUCGAAAGGUUCACACAGGGGAGAAACCUUAUAAAUGCUUGGAGUGUGGGAAGAGCUUCUCUCAUAAUGGCAACCUAAUUAGACAUCAAAAGGUUCACAUAAAGGAGGAGCCACAUAAAUAUUUAGAAGCUGGGAAUAGCUUCAGUGAGAGCAGCAGCCCUUCUCUACAACUUGAGAUGUACACUGGGGAAUAACCAUUCUAUCAUUUAAUCUUGCCUGUUUAUAAUCGGAAGUGUUUUAUGGUGGCUUUCCUUGAUUAUCAUCUCUCUUUCUGAUUCCCUCCCUUUUCUCUUUCUCCCCUCCAUUCUUUCUGUUAGCAUCAAACAAAGUUAUAUUCUAUCCCUGGUGAGCAAAAUGUGCAUAUUUUUGUCUGCUCUCUGAAAGCUUGUGUUACUGGAUCACUCAUGAAGGUAGCAAGAUCGGUUAAUGCUUCAUGCUUCCUCUUCCAAAAUGAUGAGUGCUGUAAUUUUCCAGUGAGAAGAAUAGCCUGUUUGAUUGCUGCCUGCUUGUGGUCUGAUCUCAGCGAGGUGAAGUGGAUUGGGCAUUGCCUUCUGCUAUUCGUGAUCCCAGCUGGUUGAAGAGGGGUGUCCAUGGCCACCUACUCUGCUCCUAAUUCCAGCUGAUUGAGGGUGAGGGGCAUCGCCACCUGCUCUGCUCCUGAUACCAGCUGGUUGAAGGUGGGGGGUGGACAUU
Molecule: messenger RNA, 2210 nt
Organism: Eublepharis macularius
Lineage: Eukaryota; Metazoa; Chordata; Lepidosauria; Squamata; Eublepharidae
Product: zinc finger protein OZF-like
Exons: 3
Coding region: 17-1711 (564 amino acids)
Biological process (GO): regulation of DNA-templated transcription
Source: RefSeq, a predicted model, not a curated record